Molecule: messenger RNA, 1453 nt
Organism: Jaminaea rosea
Lineage: Eukaryota; Fungi; Basidiomycota; Exobasidiomycetes; Microstromatales
Exons: 1
Coding region: 117-1025 (302 amino acids)
Source: RefSeq, a predicted model, not a curated record
CGUCGUCGGCCUUGAAGUCAAAGUUGCGCUCGGAUCAGCCUUGACCUCCCGCCUUGGCAUUGCAUCUAGGCUUCGUUCCUUGCCUUGACUCCUCAAACUCCUCAUCAGCUUUCGCAAUGGCUCAACAACCGCCUGGAGCGCAGAACGAAGCGCAGCAACAGCCGCAGCAGCAGAAUGGACAGUGCAGCAGCAGCAGUCGCAGCAGAGACCUCUCAGCCGCUCCGCCCUCAUCAGCAGAAGUCGAACAGGCUAUGAGCCACCUCGCUCAGCUGGCCUCCCUUCUCGAUCCAAGAGGGCGUGCUUCAUCUUCAACCUCAGCAUCGUCAUCCUCUCUCGCCCCGCAGACUGGCUUCCCAGGUCUCGUAGAGGUCCUGCCUCACCUUCUCUCCCCACUGGUGGACAUCUCCCGCUCAUCCGGCAGCGGCACGCAACCUCCACUCGCAGCCAUGCCAUCUUACGGUCCCCUCGUCAUGCAAGUACGCAGCAUCGUUGCCCAGCUCGUUGCUGCUAUGGGUGCUGCCGCAUCGUCAAGUAGUAUCGAUGGCUCUCAAGAUUCAAGCUUGAAGGUGGCAGAGUGGGCGCAUGCGAUUCAUCGCAGGCAAAGAGGUGGGAAGCGGGAGCGGCAAGGAGGAGGCGACGACGAGAACAAAGGCAAGAAUGACGACAAUGACAAGCCAACCGCCGCGCCAGCUGCGAUGAGCAAGGAAGAGAAGCGCGAAGCUAUACUGCGGGCGAGGAAGAGGAGGCGCCAGAUGGAGGCAGGACAGCAAUCGCAGCAAGGCACUGCAGAGGGCGCCGCCGAGUUAGGCGCCAAUGCACCUACUGAUGUUAAUGGGCAAGCGCACGAGGCAUCCCACGCACAAGCUCAGAGUCAAGGCAAGGAGCAGUCCUCUACACUCGAUACCAUCAUGACAGGCGAAGGAGAGACGGCGAAUUUGCAGCUUGCAUCACCAAUGCGUGCCGCCAAUGCUGAUCAGGAGAGAGCGACGAAUGGGCAAGGCGAGACAACGGCAACCUCGGUGUGAGACGCUAUCAAGCUGAUGCUCCCUUGAGCCCUCAAAAGAGUCUUCUAGAGGACUUGAUUUCCUCUUGCCGACGACAUUGGGCACGUCUCAAACAUCUUUCCUUCGGCCCGCAACCCGGCUCGUGACCAUCGUCCGCGCUUACAGCAACGAGAAGGAUCGAGGGUCAAGGGUUGCGCCGCAAAAGCAAUGCAGGCAGCGUGGCAUCAUCUACCGUUGGCAGUGUGUACAUAAGAGCGUCACCUUCGUCCCAUGAAGUCUUCUGGCUCGACACCCAUCACCAACUUCAUCUCUUUCCCCACUCGACAGUGAUGCUCCACAACCCCCGCCAGGAAAAGGUCUUGCCUAUGAUCCCAUACUUUGCCUUCUGGAGCGUUUACUUCGCUCUCGCCCUUACCCUCUCCGUAUGGACGGUCGUCGCCAUUCCCACG